Molecule: messenger RNA, 996 nt
Organism: Microtus ochrogaster (prairie vole)
Lineage: Eukaryota; Metazoa; Chordata; Mammalia; Rodentia; Cricetidae
Product: zinc finger protein 525-like
Source: RefSeq, a predicted model, not a curated record
AUGGCAGAAGUGUGGGAAGCAGCAACAAUAUACAAAUAUAUCAUUGUAAAAGAAAAUUCUGUGAUCUAUGAAGAUGUGCACAUUCACUUCACUGAGGAUGAGUGGAUUUUGCUGAAUCCUUCCCAAAAGAGUCUCUACAUAGAUGUGAUGCUAGAGACAUACAGGAACCUCACCGCUCUUGAAAACAUCAAAGAACACAUUCUGGAGAGAAACCCUACGCAUGUAAAAUGUGGUAAAGCCUUUUUACUGAACAGUAAACUUCGAGUACAUCAGAGGAUACAUAUUGGAGAGAAACCUUAUCAGUGUAAUGAAUGUGGUAAAGCUUAUUCACAGAACAGUAGUCUCCAAAGACAUAAAAGAACACAUACUGAAGAGAAACCUUAUCAGUGUAAUCAAUGUGAUAAAGCCUUUUCAAGGAACAGUACUCUCCAAAUACAUAAAAGAGCACAUACUGGAGAGAUACCUUAUAAAUGUAACCAAUGUGAUAAAGCUUUUGUGUAUCAUGGUGAACUUCAAAGACAUCAAAGAACACAUACUGGAGAGAAGCCCUUUGAAUGUAAGCAAUGUAAUAAAGCUUUUUCAGAGCUCUUUAAACUCCAAAGACACAAAAGAACACAUACUGGAGAGAAACCCUAUGAAUGUAAUCAAUGUGAUAAAUUAUUUCAAGACUUUACCAAUAAGCAGAUCCAUGGGAAAACACAAGCUGGAGAGAAACCAAAUGAAUGUAAUCAAUGUGGUAAAGACUUUUCAUAUUUAAGAAGUCUCCAAGUUCACAACAGAUUAAACACUGGAGAGAAAACCUACAAAUGUAAUCAAUGUGAUAAAGCUUUUUCGCUGGAAGCAGAAAUUCUGCAGGACUUUAGUGAGAGCAAGUUUCAUGUUCAUGAGAGCAAACCUCAUGGCAAUGCAGUUCCUGGGUCCAUACCCAAAGGGCAUGUAUACAUAAGGAUUGAUGUUGCCCUUGUUCUCCUUGUUGAACCUGGAGACAGACAGUAA